Molecule: messenger RNA, 625 nt
Organism: Bursaphelenchus xylophilus (pine wood nematode)
Lineage: Eukaryota; Metazoa; Nematoda; Chromadorea; Rhabditida; Aphelenchoididae
Source: the annotation of a GenBank genome assembly
AUGAAGCAAAAACCACCGAAAUUGACCUUUGAAAUCGAGGAUAAUUCAAGAAGAGUUCAAAGCGGUCGCGUCAAGAAAAUCAGCCCUCCAAAAGCCAUCAGCAAACAUGAUAUCUACGUAAAUCAGUAAGUUUUUUGAUGUUUAUUUGAACUUUAGGAUACAAGCUAACUUGCGAAAAAGGAAAUCUUUCAAUUUUGCUAAAAAAGAAUAGAAGUUUUGGUCAAUGUUGUCUGUCAGGUCAAGUAUAAUAUAAAAAAUUGAGGAUUUCACUAAUUUUUCCAACUUUUAGCCACACCCCAAUAAUGGCCACGUUCAAGAAAGCCGAGAAGCUCCUAAACACUUCGAUAGACUUUGUGGAUCUCCAUGGAACCGCUAAAUCUAUCCCAAAUACCAUCCGCAUUGCUAAUCUUCUCCUGGAAGCCAUGAAAGGCUCGGUUAAAGCUGAUAUUAGAACCGGGACUGUUGAGGUAAGUCAUUUUGAUUAUGUGUUUGUGUUUUUAGAUGAUGGAACGAAGAGUUAUGUUUUCUCUUUCAGGUGACCGAUCGAGAUGAAGAAGCUAAAGAUCAACAAGAUAAACACCGCGCCAUAUCUCUUGUAAAUGUCCGAGUUUCACGUGUAAUCUAA